ACUAACGUCACUGUCAUCUCAAUUAACAAUUAGGUGCAAGAGUGGAAAUAAUCCUAUAAAUUCUAAAUUUCUAGCUCAAUUAAGGAUUUUAUAAGAUUUUGGUAAACUUUUAAUACAAGUCGAACCCAUUAGUACCAUAUUUGGAGAUAUUUACCAAAUACCUUUACCAUUCGUCAUCGGUUUUUAUCUGAGGAAAAACCUGCGUAACACUCAGCAGUCCGAAAGUUUCUUUAUCUCGAUAAACGUCUGCUCGAUAUUUAAGUGUGAUUACGAUGUCUUCCCGUAAAACCGUAAGCCGCAGGGGCACCACCAAAAAGAGGGCGCAGAGGGCCACCUCCAAUGUCUUUGCUAUGUUCGACCAAGCACAAAUCGCUGAGUUUAAGGAGGCUUUUAACAUGAUCGACCAGAACCAUGAUGGGUUUGUCGAUAAGGAGGAUUUACAUGAUAUGUUGGCCUCCCUGGGUAAAAACCCUGCAGACGAUUACCUAGAUGGCAUGAUGAACGAGGCUCCUGGCCCCAUUAACUUCACCAUGUUUCUCACCCUGUUUGGCGAACGUCUUCAGGGUACCGACCCCGAGGACGUGAUCAAAAACGCUUUUGGGUGCUUUGACGAAGACAACAUGGGUGUGAUCAAUGAGGAGCGAUUGAGGGAACUUUUAACUUCCAUGGGUGAUAGAUUCACCGAUGACGAAGUUGACGAAAUGUACCGGGAAGCGCCAAUUAAAAACGGUUUGUUUGAUUAUGUCGAGUUUACUCGCAUUUUGAAACAUGGCGCUAAAGAUAAGGAUGAACAGUAAAAUUGGUCAAUAUUUUAUUUGUUGUUACAUAUGAUUGUAUUGCAUUUUUUUUUUGGACAUCUGUUUAUAAAACAGCUUUGGCCUACUUUUAAAGGAAUUCUUUAUAAGGUAUGGGUGGGUUAAGUUGCAUCAUAAUUGCCUUUUAUACAUUUAUGGUAUUGAUUUGUUUUAUGUCAUGUAAACUGGUUAUUUGCUAUUGAUGCCGGUUUAACUAGAGGUCUUAAGAUAGUAAGUAGCAUAAUUUUUUAUAUUACCUAUUGGAAAUAGAUAUCUAUUUAAAA
This is a messenger RNA of Anthonomus grandis grandis, 1078 nucleotides long. RefSeq names its product myosin regulatory light chain sqh (gene sqh). NCBI's taxonomy places the organism in Eukaryota, Metazoa, Arthropoda, Insecta, Coleoptera, Curculionidae. Gene Ontology annotation, molecular function: myosin heavy chain binding; calcium ion binding. The record is from RefSeq and is a predicted model, not a curated record. Gene Ontology annotation, biological process: locomotion; post-embryonic development. Gene Ontology annotation, cellular component: myosin II complex; cytoplasm. The transcript is spliced from 4 exons. Bases 273 to 797 code for a protein of 174 amino acids.